CUAGAGCCACAACAAGUGUUUAUCAUGCUAAACCAACUGAAAUAAAUAAUCGUAUUUAUUAAUUAGCGCAGCGCAGAAAAGAGAUCUACACAAGGAGGAAGAGGGCGAAUCGUGGCGUCACCUGUCAACACGUCGGGACGGUGCUACGUUUUCGCGUCGCGCGAUUCUACGAGGUGGGAUUUAACCGGGGAUGUGGAAAUCGCGCGGAUUUCGCGUCGAACUCUCGAUAUUCGUGAUUAAGUAUUCCGUUUUCUGGCACUCGCUCACGCGAAUUUAAUACCAAAGUUAAUCGGACAUCGCAAGCACGAGCGCAAAGCGCUGAUGAGUUGAAUGGAUACUGGAAUUAUUGAAAUCUCGUAGCAAAACGUCAAUUGAAGCGCAUGAAUGUGAGGAAAUAUACGAUAGAGAAAGAGAGAGAGAGCAAAAGAGACAACAAGCGAAGCGAGCGUGAGUGAGAGAGAAGGGGAGAGGAGCGUAGAUACUCUGUGGAAGUCGGAAAGCAGAAUUGCAACGUACGCGUUUGUCACGCAUCGAGUGUUUGUCACGGCUGGCUGAAAAAAGCGCGACGUUUCCCAGGAAAAAAUGAGAGCGGCGUCUUCAUGCUCGUGAAAAUAUAGGAGGAGAAUCUGACAUAACACUCGAGAAAAUAGGAAAUGUACGUCCCCGAGAGGGAAGAAGUGUCUGAAAGUUGGUUACAUAUAUAUGAUCUGAGCAGUACUAUGAUUCCCAAUAUAAGUACAGCAAUUGACGACGAGGAGCAUUUCUGUAAACUCAUCCUAUAUAAGGAAAUCAAAGAUUCAAGAGUACGAAUAUGGGAUGUCAUCAUUCUAAUACCAAAUCUCUUGUUUCUUCUAUUCAUUGCAAUGCGAUUCAACAGAGCAAGGCUUAAGUUACGUGCAACGAGUAGUCCGAUAUUUUUAGCAUUCUAUGGUCUCGUUAUUUGUAACGUAGUUAUAUCAGUGAUACGCUGUAUUGUAUCAAUGUCGGUAAGCGCAGCAGCGACGGUCGGUGGUAAAGCCGACAAAGUUUUAUGGGUCACAGUGAGAUUUUUUCUACUAUCCACCGAGAUGAGUGUAGUUAUAUUUGGUCUAGCAUUUGGCCACUUGGACAGCCGUUCCAGUAUUCGUAGAGUAUUGCUCGCUACAUCAUUUAUAGCGCUGGCAUUUACGAUCACUCAAGGCACAUUGGAAUUAGUUUUGCCAGAUGAUACAUUUCAUAUUCCCAGCCGUGAUUUUUACGUGUUUGGUCACGGUGGUAUGAUGUUUUGGUUUUGCAGCAGUCUCGUUUUUACUACGAUAUAUCUUUUCAUAUUAAUACUGCCAUGGACACGGUUACGGGACCGCCUAGCACUUCCUACACGGAAAAGCUUUUACAUUUAUGCCGGAACGCUAGCGACAUUGGACCUAGUGCAAUCAAUUGGCGCAGGCUUUCUAAACUACACGCAAAAUCCAGUGGGGUUAUGCAUUGUAGACUUCACAGCAGCAGUAUAUUUAAGUCUUUUUACUCCUUUGGUUUAUCAUACAUUCCUAUCGGAAUUUUUUGGGGUUUCACAACCUUCGAUAAUGUUCUCUUAUAAAGCGCAAGUGGACGACGCAAUGGACGAAGACACGGUGUCGUUACCGCAUCAACAGAGUUUUUCAUCCUUGAAAACUGACAGCGAUUACAUCUAUCAGAAUCACAGCGUUUAUGACUCGACCCAGUUCGACACGAACGCUACGCCAAUCAACCCGCUCUACGCGGCGUCUCUUCAAAGCCCAGAUAGUAUUACCGGUUACAGUAUAGACAGUCAAGAAGCACCGAAUCCAACAAAUGGUUAUCAACAAUGAACUGUUGCACAUAUCGGUUCGGUGUACUACAGAACAAACCUGGAUACACACGAACAAUUAUCUCAAUGGUUAAAUUACAAUUUUACUAAGAACUUCGUGAAAUUCCCUCUAAAUACGAAGAAUUCGCUACUUUUUUCGGAAGGAGAGUGUCGUACAAAAAAGUUCGGAAUUAGAGUGAAGUAGCGUUACGAUUGUCGCGAGUCGAAGGAAGGAUUCUAGUCGCUCUUAAAGAAUUUUCAAGGCCGUAAUAAAUACGAAUGCUUUCGGUCUUCAUGUGAUAGUUGGCACUGAUGCGCCAAAUUGUGAUCGCAAAGUGCUGGAAGAAAUCUCGUAAAAACUCGAAAUCUCCAGAUAGUUUUAAUUUGCUUUGUUAUUAGGGUCUGAGGUUCUUUUUCGAAGGAUGAUUAAGUUAUAGCAUUAAUUUAUAUUAUUUUUGUACUUAGAAAGAGACUUUGGGAUCGUCGCGCGAGUGAAUUUUUUAUAGCAUCUAAAAAAUAGAACUUUUUUUUAGCAAAACGUUCAUUUAUCUCAAAGCAUGUAGAAGAUAUAUAGAUGGUUUUAGGAUUCGUAUACUGCCUCUCGACAAAGACAUUCUCAUUAGUCGUAUUUUUUUUUUAUCGUUAAAUAUAACUUUGUCCAAAUAAAGAGAGUUCAGUAAUUUAUAUAUAUAUAUAUAUAUAUAUAUAGAAAAUAAAAAUUUAUAUCAACAUUUCUUUAAAAUUGUCAUCGUUAUGCAAUAGUUAAUAAUAUGUGACUUUUGCAAUAUCCUGUAUAUGCAAUGCAAUCAAUCGUCUCUAUUGUUUUGUAUUAAAAACUACAAAAAUUGGUGUGACGGCCAUGUGGAAUACCAAUAAGACAAAAACGAAACACUUAGAUUUAACUUUCGAAUCUUGCUUAUCGUUUCUCCGUCCUCAUCAAAGUGGACGUCGUCGUAUCGUUCUAAAGUGAUCCUCCUUGCGCGGGAAACUACGCGCAAGCAACAAGCCGGACACACGCUAUUUUCUUACUUUUGCAUCGAAAAUCAUUAGAUCGAUUAUAUAAGGACAAUAGGAGUCAUUAAGAUUAAACGUCGUGCGGAGAUAAUUUUUUAGAUUUAAGAAAAACUCUUCGACGCUCCAAUAACUAUUACGGAAGACUCCAUCCAUGAUGUAUAUAUAUAUGAUCUGUAUUCUAAUGUAAAAGAUAUCAUACUAUUUAUAUAUAUUAAUAUAUAUACAUAUUAUACACAUACAUAUAUUUAUCGAUAUUACGUAUCUCCGUAAUCUGACGAUUCAACUGGCAGAACAUUCGCUCCUGCGUUAUCCGUCUUUUUUUUAAAUCGAACGUUUAUCUCGCGCAUGUGGGAAGAUAAAAGAAAAUAUACACAAAAUUAGCAUUAUAGAGUUGACAAAACAAUGUUUAUCACACAAUGCCCAAAGAUGCGAUUGUAGAUUCAUGAGGUUGUAGAUUCCUCCGUUUUCCUACGUGCAUUUUAGAGGAAGAAACACUAAGAACGAGAAAAAAAUCACAAGUGAUAACGUAACUACGUAUUUUCUAGCGUUUAAGUCAUUCGAAUUUGUAUAUACAGAACGGAACAGCGUUAUAUAAGGAGUCUGUCUCUAUCAAUUGCAAUUGCUUCUUACCAUCUCCGACUAUCAAUCACCCCGCACUCUAUGAACGUUACCUGCGAUCGUCUGACCGUGUGUGAUUUUUUUGUAAGCAUUGAGUGCAAUGUAUAAGGCAAAGUUAUGUGACCGCGUCAUAUAGCUAUAAUUGAUUGAAAGAAAGGUAAAAUAAAUGUAAAUCACAAUUCA
Messenger RNA from Formica exsecta, 3619 nucleotides. RefSeq names its product transmembrane protein adipocyte-associated 1 homolog. NCBI's taxonomy places the organism in Eukaryota, Metazoa, Arthropoda, Insecta, Hymenoptera, Formicidae. Gene Ontology annotation, cellular component: plasma membrane. Gene Ontology annotation, molecular function: G protein-coupled receptor activity. The transcript has 8 exons. Gene Ontology annotation, biological process: G protein-coupled receptor signaling pathway. The record is from RefSeq and is a predicted model, not a curated record. Bases 654 to 1826 code for a protein of 390 amino acids.